Messenger RNA from Oryza brachyantha (malo sina), 1878 nucleotides. RefSeq names its product beta-amylase 3, chloroplastic-like. The transcript has 4 exons. The record is from RefSeq and is a predicted model, not a curated record. The coding region runs from base 88 to 1761 and encodes 557 amino acids. Gene Ontology annotation, molecular function: beta-amylase activity. Gene Ontology annotation, biological process: polysaccharide catabolic process. Lineage: Eukaryota; Viridiplantae; Streptophyta; Magnoliopsida; Poales; Poaceae.
CAGGAAGGAGAGCGAGCAAAAGCUCUUCGCUCCCUCCCCCCAUUUGGUCGGAGGCACAAGCCGCCGCCGCCGCCUCCUCCCCUACCAAUGGCCGCGAUCACCGCGCCCCCGCCGCAGCCCCAUCCACCCGCGUCCACCCGCCGCCACCACCACCACCACCGCGUGCCUCUCCUCCGCCUCGCCGCCUCCUCCUCCUCCUCCCGCUCCCGCUUCCGCCGCCGCUUCUCCUCCUCCUCCUCAUCGUCCUCGUCCUCGUCCUCGUCCUCGUCCUGGUCCCCACCCUCCUAUUAUGGGGGCGGCGGGGGAGGCGGGGGCGAGAUCCACUACGUCUCGCCGCCGCCGCCCCCGCCCCCGCCCGCGGGGGCGCCCGUGUACGUGACGCUCCCCGCCGACGCCGUGGGGCCGGGGGGCAGGGUGGCGCGGCGCCGCGCCAUGGCGGCGUCGCUCGCCGCGCUGGCGGGGGCCGGGGUGGCGGGCGUGGCGGUGGAGCUGUGGUGGGGCGUCGUGGAGCGCCAGGGGCCAGGGGUGUACGACUGGGCGGGGUACCUCGAGCUCGCCGCCAUGGCGCGGCGGUACGGCCUCCGCGUGCGCGCCAUCCUCGCCUUCCACCAGUCCGGCGCCGGCCCGCACGACCCGCUGUGGAUCCCUCUACCCCAAUGGGUACUUGAGGAGAUGGAUAAAUUGCCAGACUUGUCAUAUACAGAUAGAUACCAACGAAGAAAUAAAGAAUACAUCUCACUUGGGUGUGAUCUUCUUCCGAUUCUGAAGGGAAGAUCACCAAUGCAGGCUUAUUCAGACUUCAUGAGGAGCUUUCGAGAUGCUUUUAGAGAGUACCUUGGGGCCAUAGUGACAGAAGUUCAAAUUGGAAUGGGCCCAGGAGGUGAGCUUAGGUACCCAUCAUGCCCAACUGAGAAACUAAAUCAGCCAGGCAUCUCAUCUGAACUCGGGGAAUUUCAAUGUUAUGACAAGUUCAUGCAAGCAUCUCUGAGUGCUCGUGCACAGCUUAUUGGCAUGCAAGAUUGGGGAAACGGUGGUCCAGCUGGCACAGAUGGCUCACGACAGAACCCUGAAGAGACUAGUUUUUUCCGUGCUGAUGGUGGAUGCUGGAAUAGUCCUUAUGGUCGGUUUUUCCUUGAGUGGUAUUCAGGGAUGCUACUUCUCCACGGGGAGAGGUUAUGCAUGGUUGCUGAUGCUGUCUUCUCCGGUACCGGCGUGACCAUUGCUGGCAAAGUUUCUGGCAUACACUGGCACUAUUAUACAUGUUCACACCCAUCAGAACUGACUGCUGGUUACUACAACACAUUGCUGAGGAACGGUUAUCUUCCUAUCACCCAAAUGUUUGCUAGAUACAAGGCUGCCUUGUGCUGCAGUUAUUUUGACCUGAGGGAUGAGGAGAGAAACAACUCCAAGAGCAGUCCAGAAGGUACUCUCCGGCAACUUAUGGUUGCUGCCAAGAUGUGCAAUCUUCCUCUAAACGGCGAAAACUCCAUGACAAGGCUUGACGAUACAUCUCUGAAUCAAGUCGUCAGAAGCUCAAGGCUCUACUCAGGUGGUACCUCAGCAACAUCUUUCUCCUUCAACUAUGUGAGGAUGAACAAAAGCCUGUUUGAGUUUCACAACUGGAACCGAUUCACCAAGUUUGUUAGGCAGAUGUCAGAUGCCAGGACAUUUCUUGCCAGGCUAGAGUUCAGGAGAGGGCAGCAGUACCUCUCCUCGAUGUCUGUUGUCUGGGUGGUCAGCCGGGCCUGUGCAUAUACAUGAAUCAGAAUUUGCCCCCCAAGUGACUGCUAGACACAAACAAUUCCAUCGAAUUGAGUAUGACUGUAUGUGUGAUAGCAUCUACUAUACUAGGAAUAUCAAUGAACCCCAUUCUUGCAA